Molecule: messenger RNA, 813 nt
Organism: Eruca vesicaria subsp. sativa (arugula)
Lineage: Eukaryota; Viridiplantae; Streptophyta; Magnoliopsida; Brassicales; Brassicaceae
Source: the annotation of a GenBank genome assembly
ACGCUUCUCCUUCUUCUUCACCUCUUUCUCAAGUUUUCAUCAACCUUUUGUUUCUCUCAGAUUUCCCAAGAAAACUGUUUUUUGUCGUUAGAAUCCGUGAGAAACAGAGGAUAGGCUAUCAUGAGUUCCAUCUCUCUGCCCAUAACGCGACUUCAACUUCAUACAACACUCAGUCCAUGCCUUAUUCCCACUUCUUCAUCCUUUUCACUUCCUCCUCCUCUCUCUAAUCGUCGUCGCUCCACUUUUUCACCAUUCAUCAUCGCCUCUGCCGUAUUUGCAGCUCCUUCUGGUGUUAAUAACUCUGUUCCUGCUAAAAAUGGUGGUUACACAGUUGGUGACUUCAUGACAGGGAGACAAUAUCUACAUGUUGUUAAGCCCUCAACAUCUGUCGAUGAUGCAUUGGAACUUCUGGUAGAGAAGAAAGUCACAGGAUUGCCUGUAAUUGAUGAUGAUUGGAAUCUGGUUGGUGUUGUUUCUGAUUACGACUUGCUUGCACUUGACUCCAUUUCUGGGCGCAGCCAAGAUGAUACAAACAUGUUCCCUAACGUCGACAGUUCAUGGAAAACGUUUAACGAACUCCAGAAGCUGAUAAGUAAGACACAUGGACAAGUGGUUGGAGAUUUGAUGACUCCUUCUCCUCUUGUCGUCCGCGGUUCUACCAAUUUAGAAGAUGCUGCCAGGUUGCUACUGGAAACAAAGUUCCGAAGAUUACCAGUCGUGGAUUCAGAUGGAAAACUGAUUGGGAUCCUAACAAGAGGGAACGUUGUUAGGGCUGCACUGCAGAUCAAGCGGGAAACCGAGAACUCAAUAUAG